Messenger RNA from Galendromus occidentalis (western predatory mite), 3506 nucleotides. RefSeq names its product nucleolar protein 6 Mat89Ba (gene Mat89Ba). Gene Ontology annotation, biological process: tRNA export from nucleus; rRNA processing. The record is from RefSeq and is a predicted model, not a curated record. Gene Ontology annotation, cellular component: CURI complex; small-subunit processome; UTP-C complex. NCBI's taxonomy places the organism in Eukaryota, Metazoa, Arthropoda, Arachnida, Mesostigmata, Phytoseiidae.
AUGUCGGACAGUGACUUCGAUUCGGGCGAAUCCGUGCUCUCGGCGAACUUCUCAGAGGCUGAGGCUUCCGAAUCGGACCACGAGUCGAGAACGGCAGCGGAACUUCAUGGAUCGCCGCACAACAAGAAACAGAAUUCGAGAAUCUCACAGAGCGCUCGCCAUGAGCAGCAGCCGUCGCUUAACAAGGACCGUCGGAGGAAGAGAGAAAAACUCAAGAUCGGCGAAGAGAUUCGCGCCCUCUCAGAUUUCGAGAGCGACGUGGCCACUCUGCAGAUCAAGGAGAUCCUGAAAGAAAUUACGCUCAAGGAAAAGAGACAAGCGCUCCUCGUAUGGUUCUCACAGAUUAGAACGUUCCUACUCGCUGUCGGUCAAGUUAACAAGAAGCAGCCGAAGAAGCAGCGGCUGCAGAGCCCUCCGGUUCCGAUUCCGAUCGAGGGCCCCUUCGCCCCGGCUGCUCAGCUCGUGGAUGAAUUCGUUUUCCAUGCACCGAAGAGCGUUCGGUUAGUAGGGAGUUUCGCUUACGACACGGCGGUGAAAUGGAGUGCCGUGGACAUCGCGGUCGAGAUGCCGGCAGAGUGUUUCGCAAAGUGGGAUUAUCACAACCUCAAGUAUCAUCACAAGCGGGCACUUUAUCUCGCGCAGCUCGCAGCCGCUCUCCAGGAGUCACCCACGCGUCUUUAUUCGAAAUUGCGGUGGCACGUCAACGGAGACUACCGUCUUCCCGAGUUGGUCCUCACGUCGAUCGAUGGGUCGUCCACCGCGCACAUACUGACUUUUCCGGAGGAGGAUUUCUUCCAAAAGUCUCGCUUCGCGUCCGACAAGUUGAACAUCCAAGAAAAGUUCAUCGGCAUGCCAAUGAAUUCGCGUAAGCCCGUCCCGAUCUAUAACGGAGGAGUUUUGCAGAACAUGCUCCUCGCAUCGACGGCCGAGUCCUUAUCAAAACAGUUGAGCUGCUCGAACGGCGUACGGGAGGGAAUACAGGUUCUGAAGCUUUGGCUCAAGAACCGGGGACUCUCGGAAGGUCCCGACGGCUUCUCGCCGUUCCUCCUGACGAUAUACGCGAGUCACCUGCUUAAAACGGAUCGUCUGAACUCGAUGAUGGGCGCCUACCAAGUUAUUCGCGCGAUCCUGGCCCAGAUCCAAGCCGACGACUGGACAUCGACGAGCGGGACGACAGAAACUACGGCGACAUCGAAUAGUGUUUUGCUCGACGAGUCCGCUUGUCAUAACUACUUCUACCGCUUGUCGACUUCUAGUCGAACGCUGUUGAAAGAGGAGGCACGGACCGCCUUGCACUCGAUGAACUCGGGCUCGGUCGCGUUGAUCAACGACCUGUUCUCAUCGAAAAUUCCUUUCUGUCGGAAGCUCGACUGCUACGCCCAAAUCUCUCUCGGCUGCAGCAAACGGAUGAGCGGUCUCGACGGAUGGACGCGAGCCGAUUUCGGCGGCAGUGUGCUCUGGCCCGCCGCAGAGGCGAUAUUGGCAACAUUGCGCCGCGCUUUCGGUCGACGGGUUUCUCUAUUAGCCAGCAAACCACUCGGGAGCGCGCAAUGGGACGUCGGCGGCGAAAUUCCUCAAGAGCCCCAGGAGCUCGAAAUAGGCUGGAACUUGAAUCCGGACGAGAGCCACCAUAUCGACAAGGGUCCGCCGGCGGAUUCGCCCGAAGCCGAGGAGUUCCGUAGUUUCUGGGGCGACAAGUGCGAGAUCCGUCGUUUCCAAGAUGGCUCGAUACUCGAGACGGUCGUGUGGCCCGACGACGACGCUGGCGGCGGCCACAAAAAAGUCCUACAGCACAUCUGUGAGUACAUCCUGUUGCGGCAGCACGAUAUUUCCCGGAUCGCAUUCGCCGGGGAGCUUUGCGACCGGGUGAUCGAGCUGCCGAAGUGUCACUUUUCGCAUCGCUACGGCAACGGGCAAGACCAACUAAUCGACAUCAAUAUGAAAUUCAACGAGUUCGCUCGAUUGCUCCGAUCGCUGAAGGAUCUGCCCCUGAGCAUCACCAGCGUACAGGGCCUAUCCGAGGAGAUAGCCUACACCGCCGUGUUCCCCCAAACCUCAACUUCGUGCGACACGGACGCCCGGCUCAUAACCAGAAUCAACGGCCGCUGUGUUCCCAGACCGGCGGCGGCAGAUCAGGGCGUCCCUAAGCUCGUCAAGCCUGUGGAUAUUUUAUUGGUGAUGGAGAGCAGCAGCAAGUGGCCCGAUGAGCUCGGGGCCAUCAGACACAUAAAAACGGCGUUUUAUUUCGCGCUGGCCACAAAACUCGAGGGUCGCGAGUGCCAAGUGUUCCCCGAACACCUGCUAGUCCUCUUCCAGGGCCUGGUGUUCCGGAUCCGGAUCUCGUGCCCGAAGGAAAUUCCCCUUUCGAAACAAGAGGUAACCCCGGAGGGUAUGGUAAGAUUGGUCGAGAGCAAGAUGAGCCAACAGCUCGAGUUCGAACACGGCCCACUCCCGCAGCUGAUAUCGGCCUUGCAUGGACUGCACUUGCAGUAUCCGUCGUUCGGGUCGGCGUGCCGCAUCGCGAAACGAUGGCUCUCGUGCCAUCUGUUGUACGACGCCUUCGCCCCUCUCGUCGUGGAUCUCGUGGUGGCGUCGCUGUAUCUGAACCCGUUGCCGUUGAGUUGCGCGCCUCCCCAUUCGGCCAGAUCGGCCUUUCAGAGGUUCCUCCACACUCUCGCGACUUUCGACUGGCGUCUGAACCCGCUCAUCGUGAAUAUAAACAAUCAAUUCAGCCCAGACGAUAUUCAACAGAUCAACUCGCACUUCACCCGACAGCGGCAAUCGCUGCCUCCCAUGUACAUUCGGACCCCAUUCGACAAAACGCACAUAUCAUCAUUCGUCACGUCAGAUAAACCCACGGGCCUCGCUCUGCACCGAGCCUCGCAACUGGCAGGCAAGUGCCUCGGCGUUUUCGAAGCUAAAAUGGCCGGGGGCCAGGGCGUUCUCGGAAUUUUCCGCACUUCUCUCGAGGUGUUUGAUUUCGUAAUAAAAUUGGACCCGCGCUCCGUGGCUACAUCACACCUAGCCCUCGACAGUCAGGAGAAGCUGUCGUUCACCAAGAUCCGAGACGAAAUCCCGGUGGUGGACCUCGAUCCUGUUUCGAUCUACGUCUCCGAGCUACGAGCCGCGUUUGGUCAUCUAUGCGUGCUGUUCUACGACGGAUACGGCGGGACGGACAUUGGGGGUCUGUGGAUACCGAAGGCACAAGUCCCGUUGCCGUUCAAGGUGCGCAACGUCAACGCAAGGAAACUCGUCGAGCCGGCGAACGUACUCGUUCCGAAUUACAGUGCGAUUUUCGCUGAUUUCAAAACGCUCGGUCAGGGCCUGGUAACUGACGUCGUGGAGCAGAGAUGUCCGAACAACUACAAUCAGCGGGUUCGUAAAGACAGUCGAUAAAUUUCUAUCGGUUGCAGAUUUCCGAUAGGGGAGCGUAGGGCUUGUUGUGCGGCCGAGCAGAUAUUGUGAAAAUGAGAGUGAAGCUAAUCGGUACAUACAAUAAAUCCGCA